GGGACGCAGCGAUGGCGGCUGCGGUGGUGGCGGCCCCCGAAGUACUUCGGGAAUGCGGCUGUAAGGGCAUCCGGACCUGUCUGAUCUGCGAGCGGCAGCGGGGAGGUGACCCGCCCUGGCAGCACUCCCCACAGAAAACACAUCGUUUCAUUUACUACUCGGACACUGGCUGGGCUGUGGGGGCUGAGGAGUCCGACUUUGAAGGCUGGGCCUUCCCCUUCCCUGGCGUGACACUGAUAGAGGACUUCGUGACCCGCGAGGAGGAAGCUGAGAUGGUGCAGCUGAUGGACCGUGAGCCGUGGAAACGCUCACAGUCUGGACGCAGGAAGCAGGACUAUGGUCCCAAAGUCAACUUUCGGAAACGAAAGCUCAAGACUGCCGGCUUCCAAGGCCUCCCCAGCUUCAGCCGGGAGGUAGUGCGGAGAAUGGGCCUCUACCCCGUCCUGGAGGACUUCCGGCCCGUGGAGCAGUGCAACCUGGACUACUGCCCAGAACGGGGCUCAGCCAUCGAUCCCCACCUGGAUGACACCUGGCUGUGGGGGGAGCGGCUAGUGAGCCUCAACCUCCUGUCCCCCACCGUGCUGUCCAUGUCCCGGGAGGCGCCCGGCAGCCUACUGCUCUGCCUGGCCCCAUCCGGCUUCCCGGAAGCUCUGGAAGGCGCGAUGGCCCCUAGUAGGUCCGUCCUGUGCCAGGAGGUGGAGGUGGCCGUCCCCUUACCCCGCCGCUCUCUGCUUGUGCUCACCGGAGCCGCACGGCACCAGUGGAAGCAUGCCAUCCACCGCAGACACGUCGAGGCUCGCCGUGUGUGUGCCACCUUCAGGGAGCUGUCGGCCGAAUUCUGUCCUGGUGGGAGGCAGCAAGAACUUGGGCAGGAGCUCCUGCAAAUCUCUCUCUCCUUUCAGGGGAGACCCAAUUGAGCCGCCUUCCUGGGGACAGGAGCUGGGAUGCCGGCUCCAGACUUGACCCUUUGCCAGGCUUGAAGGGGGAGCCCAGCACAAGGGUCUUCCUUCCCAGCUCAUUAGGUUUUUCAGAGAAGACUGCUGACACCCUGACGCCAUGGCAGCGUGAGCCCUGCCGGGAACUGGUUUGAUGGGGAUGUGUCUCAGGUCAGUCCUCUGAGCUGCACUAUGGCCACUUGUUUGGGUUAAUUUGUCACAGUUUGACGAAGUGGCAUAAUUUGAGUUUUAAAAACUUUGGAAUCACUUAAAACCAUUUUCUCCUUUA
This is a messenger RNA of Myotis daubentonii (Daubenton's bat), 1224 nucleotides long. RefSeq names its product alkB homolog 4, lysine demethylase (gene ALKBH4). The record is from RefSeq and is a predicted model, not a curated record. NCBI's taxonomy places the organism in Eukaryota, Metazoa, Chordata, Mammalia, Chiroptera, Vespertilionidae. Gene Ontology annotation, biological process: protein demethylation; actomyosin structure organization. Gene Ontology annotation, cellular component: midbody; contractile ring. Gene Ontology annotation, molecular function: demethylase activity; oxidoreductase activity; actin binding.